Molecule: messenger RNA, 2996 nt
Organism: Bactrocera latifrons
Lineage: Eukaryota; Metazoa; Arthropoda; Insecta; Diptera; Tephritidae
Gene: tadr
Exons: 12
Coding region: 276-2276 (666 amino acids)
Biological process (GO): amino acid transport
Cellular component (GO): plasma membrane
Molecular function (GO): amino acid transmembrane transporter activity
Source: RefSeq, a predicted model, not a curated record
UUCAUCUAAAUACAACAACAUUGCUGGCAUUGAAGACCCGUGAAAAUAUUGAAGAGCAUAUAMAUACAUAUAUAGUUAGUUUUGUAUGUGCGCAUAAUCACGGCAAUUGCUAAUAUUUGGCGGCGUGCCAUUAAAAGCCAAAGCGGGCGGGCGAAAGGCGCUUUUCUGCUGAAAAAAAAAAAACCCCGACAGCAUAGAGGCGCAGAGGCCGAAACAAAAAGCAAAUAAUUUAUCAUACAACCACAUACACCUACAUACCAAACUUUGGCAAGAACAUGAGUGAGGCCAAACUUUUUGACGGCAGUUCUGGCCGUUUGGCGCUCGGUUCAACAGUCGUCGUGUUCUGUCUGUUCUACAAUGACGCUUGCGGACCGGCGAUAGUGUUUGCCAAUUUCCUCGCCUUCACCUAUGGCGCAAUGGCAGCUUACUGCAAGGCCCAUUUGAAAUCCCUCCAAAUCCCGUACAUUCGGGCAAGCAACAAAUUCGACUACACCUGCCUGUUUCUGGCCACGUGGUUGGAUGUGCUGGCGGUGCUGUGUGCCUGUGUCGCCCUGGCGCGUACCAUGAGCACCUGCUUGGAUGCCAUGACGGGCGGCAUGGCGCACAUACUGAUUUUAGGCCGCAAUUCAUCGCCGUACGAGCCGUGGCCGGAUGUGCUGGGUGUUGCCGUCGUCAUUAUAAUUACAGUUAUGUUUAUGCUGGGACUGGACCAUUCAAAAGUCUUCCAUAUCAUCAUGUGGUGCGGCGUGAUCAUCCUGAACUUGUGCCCUCCGGCCGCGACUUGCUGGAAAGGCGACAUUUUGGAGUGGACCCGAUAUUGGUUUCGGCCAGACGGAUUUGUUAGUCUUCUAUUUCCGGCGGCGCAACUUUCCUUUGCUUAUCCCCGAGAGUUGCCACUGCCCAAUUCAUUUCUUGAGCGUUUCAAGGGGUUUGGAAAAUUCUUCAGAACUCUCUUUAUCUUGUGUUUGACGAUAGUAUCCCUGUCGUUUUUGGUUCAUCAUAAACCAGUUAACGAAUACAUUGCCAAUCCAUUCCUCAACUUUCUGGACGAUAUUACCUUAGGCAAGCUAGUGCCAGCCGCUGCUUGUUUGCUCAUGCUAACCUCAUCAGCCGCAUACUUGGAACUCUUUCCAGAACUCUACGGUUUAAUAGUGCGUUUCGCUACCUCAGAAUGGAAGGUGCUCUCAAAGCACAUUAGCUACGAAAGUUCCGAAAGCGGUAGUCCCGUAUUUGCUAUUUUUAUAAGUGGCAGCCUCUGUGCUAUGUUGGCCUUUGCGUGUCCAAUGCAACACCUCAUCAACACGCUGGCGGCCAGCCAUUUAGCGGCAGGCUUCUUAAGAGCUUUUUACUUAUUGUACAUACCAGUCCGUCCAAAGUAUAUACAACGUUCCGCAGCGAUUUCGUCACUUGCAUAUAGUCGGCUUAGCACGGCAGCCGCCGCAACGGCUUCAUACAAACGUCCAGAUGCGAAAAAGACCAGUAAGCGGAGCAUACUGGGUGUCAACGUAGCCAAUAUAAGUACAGCGAAGAAACCAGCGCCGAAGAAAAAACCAAAAAAGGAGUUAGAAAAAGAAUGGCUCUUGCUGGGUGAACCUACAUCUCCGUGUCCUAUACGCCAACCGACCGAUGUCGAAUCCGCAAUGCAGUCGAGCAGUAAACCAGUGCCUUUGAAUUUCAUUUACCCAGAGGUAGUCGAGGUCAGCGACUCUGACACCUCAACAGAUAUUGAUGCGAUUGUCGAUGAAUAUAGACAAAAAAUUAGGAUUACAACUUCGAGCCUAAUCGAUAUCAGCUCGCGUGUUCCGACGGUACUAUCUUGGCGCUUUGCUUUGUUGAUCAUUUCUGUUGUAAUAUUUGGCACAGUUUCAUUCGCUUUCAAUAGUAUGCAGCAGAACCCAUAUGGCGAGAUAGUCUUCGGCUGUGGAACAAUGAUACUUAGUUCUAUGCUAUCAUUGGUUCCACGCCACAAGGCCGGUGUCAUCUGUUUGAAUCCCGUUUUCUGUUGCUGCACCCUUUUGACCAGUUGCGUUCUUUUUGGCGCGUGUUCGUACUACGUCUGGCCGGCAAUUGUCUUUUGGGUGAUUGCUGGUCUCAUGUUAUUACUGCGCUGCGACAAUUGGUGUUGUGGUUGCUUCGAACAUAGUGGUGGCACCAUACAAGAACAGCUAAUACCGAACGAUGCGCCGAAAACAAUGACAAAGUCGACGGCAAUACACAUACCAGGCCCACCAACAAAUCCAGUAACAGUACCAACUUUAGUGAAUACGAGCAGGUGACAAUUAGAAUCCUCAGAGAGUGAAGACCUGAAUGUGUGCGAUUUCAUAGAGAGCCGUAACGAAGAUGACGAACUUUGUUGGAGCGAGUAGAAAUAUUGUAAAAAUACAAGAAUAAUGAAAUGUUCAAACAACUGAGUACCUAUUUGUGACACCUGAUUUAUAGUAUUUGGAGUGAAAUGUUGUGCCGCAGCCGUAGUCAUAGUCAUUGCCGUCUCCGUAAUGCCGCCUGCUUGCCUGAAACUGCAACCGAGUAGAAAAAGCAUAUUUUAUAAGACAAAUCCUCAUCCGAAAUCAGGCGAAAAACCUACAGUUUUAGCCAAAAAGCUGGUGUAUGAGUAUUUAUACUAUUAUAUUUAUAUGUAUUGUGUGCUUAAUUUUAGUAUUUAUUUCAGAUAAAUAUAAAAAGAAUUUAGAGCACUAGGGUUUGUAUCUUGAAUGAUCGAAUUGUAAUACGAUUAACAGUUAUAAAUAUAAUUUCGAGUUAAAUAAUAUUGUAUGUCAUAUGUGUUGGAAAAACAGUUUUAUAAAGAGUACUUGAAAAACAUGUGUGCUAAAUUUAAACUAAUCAAAUACUUCAUAAUCAUCUGGACUCAUCAAUUUAAUAUUUGAGUUGAGAAAAUUAGCUAUACGAGCAAACUCAGUGUCGAGUGAAAUAUAAAAAAUGACAUAAUAUAAGAAAAUAAAUUUUCGAAAAUAUCAAGAAAAAUAUUUUAAAUUACA